AUGGGCAGCUUGAAUGACCUAGAUACCGGCAUACUACCAUACUGGCAAGUCAACGUUCCUUCCAACGAACGGGAAGUCGACUGCCCACUCUUCCUCCAAAACCUCAAACCCAAAGAGCACGCCAUUAUCGGCACUCCAGAUAACGACUACCACAUUUUAACCUGGGGCGAAGUUCGCCAAGCAAUCGCCAUCAACGCCCUCGAUGCUUUCCAGCGCAUCCCGUCCGAUCUCCGGCGGUACCUGGCUUACAACCACUACCUGAAGGAGAAGUACGGCAGUGUGAUGAACUUCGUGCUUCGUGAGAGACUGGAUUGGACUGAACCUAUUGUACCAGAUGCUAAACUAUUUGAGAAGGAGAGCGAUUUGAAGAUCUUGUGGAAUGACUGGCCAUAUGGUAUUGAUGCCAAGAUUGUGCAUCUCGUGGUAUGGACGAAGUUCGAAUUGGAAGACGAUCCAAAAACAGAUGAUCUGACGGACGAAUCGAGGGCGAUGAUUGAGGAGUUUGUGGAGAGGACAUUCAGGGAUGUGGUGGGUGCGGAGAAUGUUAUCUGGUUCAAAAAUUGGCGGAGCUUGAAGUCUAUUGGUACUGUUGAGCAUUUCCACGUCAUGCUUUACGAUCCGGAUCCCGACUUUGUGAGGAAGAUUACGAAUGGGGAUGUGCCAUUGAGUCAGAAAAUUUGA
Messenger RNA from Cadophora gregata, 681 nucleotides. RefSeq lists its product as uncharacterized. Gene Ontology annotation, biological process: N-acetylglucosamine metabolic process. Lineage: Eukaryota; Fungi; Ascomycota; Leotiomycetes; Helotiales; Ploettnerulaceae. The record is from RefSeq and is a predicted model, not a curated record. The coding region runs from base 1 to 681 and encodes 226 amino acids. Gene Ontology annotation, cellular component: cytoplasm. The transcript has 2 exons.